CAUAAAUUUUUAAUUAUUUAUUGCUCGUUGAUUUUCGGGAAAAAUGGAAGCUUUUGUAAAUACGUCGGGCGUAAAAGUGCGAAAUUUCAGCGAAAUCAAACAGGAUCUAUUUGACGAUGAGAAAGUCGAGACUGUCACGUCGAAGGAACAGAAAAAGGUCGAACAAACAAUCGAACAAAUUUACGAUCGAUUCGAGCAAUAUGCCGCAUUGGAUCCGACGUUGCCCGUGUUAAAUCGCAAAAAUCACGCCGCAUUUUUGGAAAGAGUGUUAAAGAGUCUUUCCAGUUCGUUUGAAUGUCUUGAUGCCUCGCGCCCAUGGCUUGUUUAUUGGACUCUUAAUGCUGCGGCGAUACUUAAUAUUCGUUUUAGCGACGAAACGUACGAUCAUGUUGUUGAUUUUUUGACGCGAUGUCGAUGUCCCGAGGGCGGAUUUGGCGGAGGACCUCAACAAAUUGCCCAUUUAGCUCCUACUUAUGCAGCUGUGAAUGCUUUAGUCAUAAUUGGCACGGAAAAGGCAUUCAAAGCGAUUGAUAAAAAUUCGUUAAAAAAAUUUUUCUUGUCCGUCAAAGAACCAAAUGGCGCUUAUCGAAUGCAUGUAGGCGGCGAAGUUGAUGUUCGAGGAGCUUAUUGUGCAAUUUCAUCGGCAAAAUUAGUGAAUGUCUCGAAAGAAGAUGAACAAAUUCUCUUUCGAAAUACCGCAAAAUGGAUUGCCGAGUGUCAAACUUACGAAGGCGGCUUCGGAGGAGCUCCCGAUCUCGAAGCUCAUGGCGGAUAUUCGUUUUGUGCAGCAGCAGCUUUAGCAAUGUUAGGAACAACUUCUCACGUUGACUUGCAUGCCUUGUUACGAUGGACCGUAAAUCGUCAAACACGAUAUGAAGGAGGAUUUCAGGGAAGAACAAACAAAUUAGUCGACGGUUGUUACUCUUUUUGGCAAGGCGCUCUAAUUCCCAUCGUACAAGCACUUAUCGCGAAAGAAGAACCCGAAUUGGGAGCUUUUAUGAAACGCCCGAUGUUCCAUAGAGAAGCUUUGCAAGAAUACAUCCUCAUUUGUUGUCAACGCCCGACGGGAGGUUUGAUCGAUAAACCCGGCAAACCCGCAGAUCCGUAUCACACGUGUUACAAUUUAAGCGGAUUGUCUGUCGCACAACAUUGUGACAUCGAACGUGAUCCCAUCGUUAUUGGAGAUCCCAUGAACGAAGUCCUGCCAACACAUCCAGUCCAUAAUGUACCUCCGAAAUGCGUGUUAAAGUGUUACAUGCACUUUUUGCACGAACCUGAAGACCAAGACGAACCAUUAACGGAACCCGUUGUCGAAAUUAUCGAACAAAACGGGACAUCACGAGGCUCCUCGAACACAACGGGGACCUUUGAACGUCUUUUUAAGUCGCCCGAACAAGAAAUGGAUAUCAGCGAAACGAUAAAUACGACGAGAGAAGGUUCGCAAGCAACGGAAAUCAGUUCAAAGUCGAAUGAGGAAGACGAAGAAAUCCAAAGCAAUAGCAAUUCUGUAGAAAAAUCAAGUGCCAUUAGUUCAGAAAGAAGUCGAUCGGAUCGCGAAAGUAGCGGAAGAAGCAGUAGUUGGGUUGAUGUAGGGACGGAGAGUGAAAGAGCGAGCGAACCGAGAUCAGAACAAGGAGAUGAAGAAUCUAUGGAAAUGCGAGUGAUACCCGAAAAAAUCUUCAAAAAAAUGAUUCGCACUCCAUUAAGUCGCAUCAGCAACCUUCGCGGCGUUCUCUCCGCCUCAACGCAAGUCGCCUGCAAAAGCAGUAGCGCCGCAAGUGCUGUCCCAAGCAAAGCUCCCGAAAAAUUCGAAGUUUUUAUCGAUGACAUCCCGGUUAUGGUUGAGCCUGGCACGACUGUUUUACAGGCAGCUGCGCAAGUUGGCAUCGAAAUUCCCCGUUUUUGUUAUCACGAACGCCUUGCUGUCGCCGGAAAUUGUCGCAUGUGUUUGGUAGAAGUUGAACGGAGUCCAAAGCCUGUUGCGGCAUGUGCGAUGCCCGUCAUGAAGGGAUGGCGCAUCAAAACGGAUUCGGAAAUGACGAAACGCGCACGCGAAGGCGUCAUGGAAUUUUUGCUGAUGAACCAUCCGUUGGAUUGUCCAAUUUGCGAUCAAGGCGGCGAAUGCGAUUUGCAAGAUCAAGCAAUGGCAUUCGGAAGUGAUCGUUCCCGCUUCGAGGAUAUAAAUCAUUCGGGAAAACGAGCAGUUGAGGAUAAGGAUAUUGGUCCUUUGAUUAAAACAAUUAUGACGCGAUGCAUUCAUUGCACACGUUGCAUCCGUUUUGCCUCAGAAAUUGCCGGAGUGAAUGAUUUGGGAACCACGGGACGCGGAAAUGACAUGCAAAUUGGCACAUAUGUCGAGAAAUUCUUCUUGAGUGAGUUAUCGGGCAACGUAAUUGACUUGUGUCCCGUUGGAGCAUUGACUAACAAGCCAUAUAGCUUCGUAGCUCGCCCUUGGGAGAUUCGUCGAAUUGACAGUGUUGACGUUAUGGAUGCCGUUGGAAGCAAUAUUGUCGUAAAUACCCGCACGAAUGAAGUUCUUCGUAUUUUGCCACGUGAAAAUGAAGAAAUCAACGAGGAAUGGUUAUCGGAUAAAUCUCGUUUUGCUUGCGACGGAUUGAAACGUCAACGUUUAGUUGCCCCCAUGUUGAAAAAACCUGAUGGCGAAUUACAAGCUGUUGAAUGGGAAUCUGCUCUCAUUGCUGUCGCCAAAAAUUUGCAAGCUGCUCAAGGAAAAGUUGCCGUUGUCGCCGGAGGAUUAGCUGAUGUCGAAGCAAUGGUUGCUCUAAAAGAUCUUCUUCAACGCUUGGGAUCUGAAGUUGUUUGCACUGAACAAUCUUUCCCGAGCGGCGCUGAUUUGCGAUCAAAUUACGUCAUGAAUAAUGGAAUUGCCGCAUGUGAACAAGCUGAUUUAGUAUUGCUUGUUGGUACAAAUCCGCGUUACGAAGCUCCUUUAGUCAACACUCGUUUGCGCAAAGGAUACGUUCAUAACGAGACUGAUAUCGCUUUAAUUGGACCCAAUGUUGAUUUGUCAUAUCCGCAUGAAAAUUUGGGUGCAGAUCCUCAAGUUUUGGCCCAAAUUGCUGAUGGGCAACAUCCGUUCUUUGCUCGUUUGAAGGCAGCAAAGCGUCCUUUGGUUAUUGUCGGAGCUGAUGUUCUCGCACGAAAUGAUGGAGCUUCAUUCCUCGCCGCUGCGAAAAAAUUAUGCGGAAAAUUGUCUCCCGAAAGUCCCGAUUGGAAGCCUUUCAACGUUUUGCAAACCACAGCAGGACAAACAGGCGCUUUAGACGUCGGUUAUCACGGCGGAGUUGAUGCCGCAAUUGCCGCAAAGCCCAAAGUUUUGUUCCUCUUGGGCGCUGAUGCGGGAAAUAUCAAACGUGAUCAAUUGCCAGCCGAUUGUUUUGUCGUUUAUCAAGGACAUCAUGGAGAUAACGGGGCUUCGAUGGCAGAUUGUGUCUUACCCGGAGCUGCUUACACGGAGAAACAAGCUACUUAUGUCAACACAGAAGGACGGGCACAACAAACGCUCGUUGCGGUUACUCCUCCGGGCAUGGCGCGUGAAGAUUGGAAAAUUAUCCGCGCAUUGUCAGAAAUUGUCGGCAAACCAUUGCCAUAUGACACCUUGGAUGAAUUACGCGAUCGCAUGGAGCAAAUUGCACCGCAUUUAGUGCAAUACGGAAAAUUACAUCCGGCAAAUUAUCAAAAGAGCGGCGAAGAAUUGGCAAAAUCCGCGGGAACGGGACGCUUCGAAUCCAACAUUGACUUUAAGCAAAAAUUACUGAAAGAUUUCUUCAUGACGGAUCCCAUUACAAGAGCAUCGCCAACAAUGGCAAAGUGUACUGUUGCCGCAGCAAAUGUUAAUCACUAAAUUUUUAUCUCUUUCGUUUUUUCGUAGACAUCUAAAAGGAAAAAUUGUAAAAAUAAAAAUCGAUGAAAUAUUGUCGAAAACCUUAAAAUAUAAAUAAAUGAAAAAAAUUAAUAAAA
Messenger RNA from Culicoides brevitarsis, 3981 nucleotides. RefSeq names its product NADH-ubiquinone oxidoreductase 75 kDa subunit, mitochondrial (gene ND-75). The record is from RefSeq and is a predicted model, not a curated record. Gene Ontology annotation, cellular component: membrane; protein farnesyltransferase complex. Gene Ontology annotation, biological process: ATP synthesis coupled electron transport; cellular respiration; protein farnesylation. Gene Ontology annotation, molecular function: NADH dehydrogenase (ubiquinone) activity; iron-sulfur cluster binding. The transcript has 4 exons. NCBI's taxonomy places the organism in Eukaryota, Metazoa, Arthropoda, Insecta, Diptera, Ceratopogonidae. The coding region runs from base 44 to 3865 and encodes 1273 amino acids.